Molecule: messenger RNA, 996 nt
Organism: Oryzias melastigma (Indian medaka)
Lineage: Eukaryota; Metazoa; Chordata; Actinopteri; Beloniformes; Adrianichthyidae
Product: protocadherin gamma-B2
Biological process (GO): homophilic cell-cell adhesion
Cellular component (GO): plasma membrane
Molecular function (GO): calcium ion binding
Source: RefSeq, a predicted model, not a curated record
CCACCCACAGUCGCGUCAGCCACAGCCCAGAAUGCAAGCUCUCCAUUUAUGAACGAGGACCGUGAACAUUGUCUUUCUUCAAAGACUGCUCUCUUGUAAAUUUUAGAACAUUUUGGCGUUGGAGUAACAUAAGUUUUCGUCGUGGUGUUCGAGAAAAUGGAAUCUAAAGGUCUUUCAUCGUUCGCUCUGCUCCUCCGCUUUUGUUCCCUCGUCGCGGCUUUGCGCUUCGUUCAUGGAGAUCUGAGCUAUUCUUUUCCAGAGGAGAUGAAACGAGAAUCUGUCAUCGGAAAUGUCGCCAAGGAUCUCGGGAUUAAUCCGAAGAUUUUAUCCUCCAGAAAGGCCCGUCUGGAUUUUGAGGGGGCUCGGAGACGCUUCUGUGACAUCAACAUGAACACCGGAGAUUUAAUCACAUCGGAGAGAAUUGACAGAGAAAGCCUUUGUGGAAAGAAGCCGUCGUGCGUCGUGAAUGUUGAUCUGGUUUUAGAAAGCCCGUUAGAGCUUCACCGUGUUAGUCUCCAUGUUCAAGAUGUUAAUGAUAAUUCACCGACAUUCAAGAAAGAGUUAAUUGAAAUGGAAAUUGGAGAAUCAGCAGAAAAAGGAAAUCGCUUUUCAAUCGAGGAGGCCCAUGAUGCAGAUAUCGGCCAGAAUGCAGUUCAGAGAUACACGCUGCAGAAAAAUGACAAUUUCAUUCUUUCCGUUGAAAACAACAAAGUAGAACUGGUGUUGGAGAAUAAGUUGGACAGAGAAAAACAAGAUGAGAUGAAUGUAGUCCUGACAGCUGUGGAUGGUGGAUCUCCGCAGAGAUCAGGUACAGUAAUUAUUCACGUUACUGUACUGGAUGCAAAUGAUAACGCCCCAGUUUUUAGUCAAGAGGUUUAUAAAGCCACUCUUCCUGAAAACUCUCCUCCAGACACUUUGGUGAUCACAGUUAGUGCGACUGAUGCAGAUGAAGGAGUGAACGCAGAUGUGACGUAUGACUUUGGUCACAUGACUGAA